AUGUCUAAUAACGACGGAACGUUUAGCUUGCUAUUGCAACAAAUAAAGGUGGUCCACAAGCUCAAAGUAAUAAAACAAGAUUCGUUUAACCUUCUUGACGAUCUGUUCCUUAAAAUCGUCUACAUUAGUGUCAUGAAAUUUGUUGCUACACUGCCACACGUGGAACUGGUCGAAAAUAAAAAUGGGAAUAGGAAGGCGUUUAAGGAUGUUGCUUAUUUUGAACAGCGUACUCGACGGUCUGGGAUUGAAAAAAAGUCGCGGCAACGACGACAGGGAGCAAUUAAAAGCAUGCGAGAUGAAGUCAAGGUGCUUGAACGCGAGUAUUUGCGUCUUACAUCUCGUGUAACAAGUGAAACCACGGGGCUCAGAAUGAAUACAAGCAGCAACGAACGUGGCGUUUUGUUGACUCCAACACAAGUGCAACAGUUGCGCGACAAAUUCAUGCGCCUUUCGUCAGAAGCCGCCACAUUACGCAAAGAACAGCACAAGUUGCAUCAAAUUUUACAUGUACAACACUUGUUUCGUGAUACAUGCCAGGCUUUGGCAACUGAAUUUGCAGAUACAAAACCCGAUCCAAGAAUAACUACUGUGUACCAUGCGACUUUUGUUCCAUUGGCACCAAAGACGUGUUUUGCAGUCAUGCGUGAAGCGUAUGACGUUAUCCUACGAUUUCAAGCUAGCCAAGACUUUGUAACCACAGGCUCUUCACUCUUUGGAUGGAGUGACCAUCGGCGUCUUGAUGAUGACGAAUCAAAAAUGGUCUUUUGCUUUCGUAAAACUUUUGCAAAUGAAAGUUGCGAGCGUCUGAUGCACGAAUCGUGGCAUACGUUUUCAGAUCUUGAAUUCAUGCGACGUGUGAUCUUUUCAUCCAAAGUUGAGCUUAAUCUUGAGAUUUUGCAAGUUGUUAAUCGCGAUGCGCUCGUUGUGCGACGCCAUACAAAGUAUCGGACCAUGGACCGCAGUUUUCAUACAGUCUAUUUGCUCUUUCGCGUCGAGACUCUAAAUGGUUAUACAGUAUGUUUCCGUACGAUUCCAGCGCCUGGAAUUCAAGAUGCACUCGGAGAAAAUGAGGCCUGGAUUGAUUUAUUCCAUUGGACGACCCUCUCACGUGUACCGGAUGCAGAUGGAAAGCUUACAGGCUGUGAAAUUUCAUUCGGUGGCUCAAUUAGUGCAAGUGUCAUGAAUUUUGCCGCUCAUUGGAUGCUUGAACUUAUUAUGACAGUCGUGCGCUGGGAAAAUGCUUGCGUUACACCCCGUUUGAUCAUGUAG
Plasmopara halstedii is the source of this 1269-nucleotide messenger RNA. RefSeq lists its product as uncharacterized. The coding region runs from base 1 to 1269 and encodes 422 amino acids. The record is from RefSeq and is a predicted model, not a curated record. The transcript is spliced from 4 exons. NCBI's taxonomy places the organism in Eukaryota, Oomycota, Peronosporomycetes, Peronosporales, Peronosporaceae.